Messenger RNA from Hyla sarda, 2473 nucleotides. Its product is annotated as E3 ubiquitin/ISG15 ligase TRIM25-like. The record is from RefSeq and is a predicted model, not a curated record. Gene Ontology annotation, molecular function: zinc ion binding; protein binding. Bases 1 to 1464 code for a protein of 487 amino acids. NCBI's taxonomy places the organism in Eukaryota, Metazoa, Chordata, Amphibia, Anura, Hylidae. The transcript has a single exon.
AUGGCGUCUGCUGAUCUCCGGGCUGAGCUGAAAUGUCCCAUCUGCCUGGAAAUCUACACCGAUCCGGUGAACCUGCCGUGCGGGCACAACUACUGCCGCGCCUGCAUCGACCGUAUGCUGGAUACUCAGGCCGGGGCCCAUACCUGCCCCGAGUGCCGGACCACGUUCCCGAACCGCCCCGCGCUGCAGAAGAACAUCACCCUGUGUAACAUUGUCGCCAUCUUCUCCUCCGCCAACCCCGAGCCGAGCGGCACCGCCAUUAACUGUUCUUAUUGCCUAUAUUCUGCCGUUCCUGCCGUCCAGUCCUGUCUACACUGUGAAGCUUCUCUGUGCCCCAACCACCUGAAUGUCCACAGUAAAUCGUCAGAACACGUCCUGACCGAAGCCACCGGGACCCCCGAACGAUGGAAAUGUCCCCUCCACAAGGAGAUCCUGAAGUAUCACUGCGCGGUGGACGACGCUUGUAUCUGUGUCACCUGUUGUUUGGUCGGAGAUCAUCAUGGACAUCAGGUGGAGCUGCUGGUGGACGCCUCCGAGAAGAAGAAGGAGACAUUGAGAAUCCUCCUGAGACAACUCUCCUCCAGACGAGACCAAAUCCAGAAGAAGAUCCAAGAUCUAGAGGAAGGUGGACUAAGAGAACCCGGGGGCGAAGAGCUCACCGUCCUGUGUGCAGACAUGAGGGGUGAGGAGGUCUUAUACACCAUCUCCAGCCUCGUCCAACUAUUCCGCAUCAAGAAGGAGAAGGUGUCCAAGAGAAUUCGACAAAUUGAGGAACUGUGCAACUCGAGCAAUCCGGUGACUGUCCUACAGGAGAAGAAUGAGGACCUUCAUGGAGAAGAAGAAGGAUGUGACCAAAAGCUUCAUGAUGACCUUGGGGACCGAGCCAAGCGCCAAAUCUCAGGAACCCAAGACCUUCUAGAGCUGGUUCUAGAUAUAAGCACGGCCGCCAAUAAUAUCCUAGUUUCUGAUGACCUGAAAACCAUGUACUGGUCCGCCGUGUACCAGAACCGGCCAGAGACGCCACAGAGGUUCCAGUAUAAUCAGAUCUUCAGCCGCCAGGUCUUCUCCUCAGGUCGACACUAUUGGGAGGUGGAAACCAGCGAAACGGGAGACUGGAGACUAGGUGUGGCCUACGGCAGAAUGGAGAAGAAGGGGGAUCAUUCUUACCUCGGGGACAAUGACAAGUCUUGGUGUCUCCGUAGGUUGUAUAAGAACCAGUAUUCGGUUAUGCAUGAUAACAUGGUGACCACCUGCCCUCAUACCUUCUUCUGUAAUAGAUUCCGGAUAUUUCUGGACUAUGAGGCUGGCCAAUUGUCCUUUUUUGAGUUGAGUAGCCCGGUCAGACACCUGCACACUGUUACGGCCACCUUCACCGAACCCCUCCAUGCUGCUUUUGGUAUAGGGUACUGGUUAUCUGGGGAACACUGCUGCCUGAAGAUCCUUCACCAGGAAUCACUCCCAUAAUGCAUAUAAUCCAGAAAAUAUCCAAAAAGAGACUCUUCUUGAUGGAGGAAAAAGGAGCAGACAGCAACGGAGGGCCACCGGGUCUAAUGUCCAUAGGUCAUCAAUAUUAGAACACAAGGUCCAACCUCCAUAACUAUGAGCCUGGCCAGUCGUCCUUUAUUAAUUAAAUUGGUCAGGACCUUCACCAAACCCUUGAUGUUUUUGGUUGUGGGGGGGGGGGGGGUCUUCUGCCUGAAGGUCCUCCCGUAAUCCACAUGUCCAUGGAGCUUAUUGGUGGUCCCGGAGGUUGAUGUCCAUGGAGCUCAUUGGUGGUCCUGGAGGUUGAUUUCCAUGGAGCUCAUUGGUGGUCCUGGAGGUUGAUGUCCAUGGAGCACAAUGGUGGUCCUGGAGGUUGACGUCCAUGGAGCUCAGUGGUGGUCCCGGAGGUUGAUUUCCAUGGAGCUCAAUGGUGGUCCUGGAGGUUGAUGUCAAUAGAGCUUAAUGGUGGUCCUGGAGUUUGACUUCCAUGGAGCUCAAUGAUGGUCCUGGAGGGUGAUGUCCAUAGAGCUUAAUGGUGGUCCUGAAGGUUGAUUCCCAUGGAGCUCAAUGAUGGUCCUGGAAGAUUAUGUCCAUAGAGCUUAAUGAUGGUUCUGGAGGUUGAUGUCCAUAGAGCUUAAUGGUGGUCCUGGAGGUUGAUGUCCAUAGAGCUUAAUGGUGGUCCUGGAGGAUUAUGUCCAUAGAGCUUAAUGAUGGUCCUGGAGGUUGAUGUCCAUAGAGCUUAAUGGUGGUCCUGGAGGUUGAUGUCCAUAGAGCUUAAUGAUGGUCCUGGAGGUUGAUGUCCAUAGAGCUUAAUGGUGGUCCUGGAGGUUGAUGUCCAUAGAGCUUAAUGAUGGUCCUGGAGGUUGAUGUCCAUAGAGCUUAAUGGUGGUCCUGGAGGUUGAUGUCCAUAGAGCUUAAUGGUGGUCCUGGAGGUUGAUGUCCAUAGAGCUUAAUGGUGGUCCUGGAGGUUGAUGUCCAUAGAGCUUAAUGG